AUGCAACCGGGUCCCUCCGUGUCGCUGAAGUGCAUUGCUGCGGGCAACCCCACGCCGCACUUCUCCUGGACGCUGGACGGCUUCCCGCUGCCCACCAGCGACAGGUUGCUGAUCGGGCAGUACGUGACGGCGCACGGGGACGUGAUCAGCCACGUGAACGUGAGCUCGGUGCGCGUGGAGGACGGCGGCGAGUACCGCUGCGUGGCCUCCAACCGCGUGGGCUUCGCCGCCCACGCAGCCCGCCUCAACAUCUACGGUCUUCCACAUGUUCGCCCCAUGUCAACAAUAGGAGCCGUAGCUGGAAAAGACUUGAUAAUCAAGUGUCCUGUAGCAGGCUUUCCGAUUAGCUCUAUUAUUUGGGAGAAAGAUGGUCAGCAGCUGCCCGUGAAUCGUCGCCAGGAAGUUUCCGCCAACGGGACUCUUACUGUGCGAAACGUCGUUGACAGCGAUUCUGACCGAGGAGUCUACACCUGCACAGCCCGAAACAAACAAGGCCACGAGGAUUCAAAAAGUGUCACGGUUGAAGUGAAAGUCCCUCCUAAAAUAGAGCCUUUCAGCUUUCCGGCCAAUAUACAGGAAGGGGCACGAGUCCAUGUGACCUGUGUUGUUAGCGAAGGGGACUCCCCUCUCAAGAUAGAGUGGCUCAAAGAUGGGCGUGCACUAGCAGCAGAGGAUGCAGCAUCCAUCAGUACAUACCAAAUUGGCGACUACGACUUGGCACUGCGGCUUGUGAGUGCCGCUCCAGACCACAAUGGAAACUACACGUGUGUGGCUACCAAUGAGGCUGCCAGCACAUCGUACACAGCCCUGUUGCUGGUGCAUGGUAAUCCUGUUAUCUCUGCAGUGUUUAUUGCUGCAGCCUCCAGUCCAUCCCCUAAAAAAAGGAAGAAAAUACUCUUAUCUUCUGAUUCUGAUUCUACCUGCUUGAUUCUUCCAGUUCCGCCUAGGAUAGCUCCUUUUUCUUUUAACAACGACCUGUCUGAAGGAGUGCGAGCCCACGUGACUUGUUUCAUAGAGAAGGGCGACCCUCCAUUUGACAUAACGUGGUUGAAAGACUCUGACCCGAUUCCACCUGGAAAUGAUCAGGAACCAGGAUCGGAAACAAAGGGCUUAAAGAUCAUACCCAUAGAUGUUGAACAAAUGUCUUUGAUUGCAGUUCCUCCUCGCUGGUUAGUUGAACCUCAGAAUCAACAAGCAGCAGAAGGUGUAUUGCACUUUGUUGUGCACUGUCAAGCGGAAGGUUUCCCUCCUCCAACUAUCACUUGGAGAAGAGCUACAGGAAAAAGACCAGGAGAUUACCGAGACCUUGAUAUGGACCCUUCUUCCGGUAUUACUGUCCACAACAACGGGUCAUUAAUGAUACAACGACUUCAGGAAGAACAUGAGGGUCAUUAUCUCUGCGAAGCCACAAAUGGUAUUGGUAAUGACCUUAGUAAAGUAAUAUAUCUGACAGUCAAUGCACCUGCUCAUUUUCUUGUCAAGAGUAAGAAUCAGACUUCCCGCAUGGGAGCAAGUAUAAAUCUUCAAUGUGAAGCUUAUGGAGAUAAACCUCUUCAAAUAAUAUGGAGAAAAGCAGGAUUAACUCUUGAUCCAGCGGCCAUAGAUUAUAGAUAUAACAAAAAAGAAGUAAACAUCACAGGAGGGAUUGCUUCUGAACUAGGAAUAUCAAAACCACCAGAUUUUCCCAGAAAUUUGCAUGUAAUUGAAAAAGGCAGCCGAUUUGUUAAAUUGGGUUGGAUCUUAAGUCAAGAUGGAAACAGUCCAAUAACUCAUUACACUGUGGAGUACAAAACAGAUUCAGAUAUUUGGCAUGAGUAUACGGCUCAGACAACUGUACCAGGAGGACAAGCCACCACACAGGUUACUGGCCUUCGCCCGGCUACCAACUACCAGUUUCGCCUCUACGCUGAAAAUGAACUUGGUCGCAGUCAAGCAAGCGAUGUUCUGGAUGUAAUAACGGAUGGUGAAACUCCAGGAGGACCACCUCAAAAUGUGCAAGUUGAAGCCACGAGUUCCACUGAAUUACAUGUAACAUGGGAUCCUCCUGAGCAUUACUUGUGGAACGGAGAAAUUUUAGGUUACCAUGUUGGUUAUAAGGAACUGAGAUCUAAUAAUGAGCAAUACCAAUACAAAAGAGUGGAGAACCGUGGCCAAGGAGGAGACUGCCUUUUAAGUGACCUGAAGAAAUUUACUAGAUAUAGCAUUGUUGUACAAGCUUAUAAUGCCCUUGGACAAGGACCCAUGGCUCAAGAGGUUGUUGGUGUCACAAUGGAAGAUGUGCCUAGUGGUCCCCCACAAGAUGUUCGUUGCACAGCAUUCACCUCUCAAAGUCUUCAGAUAAGCUGGGAAGCCCCUCCAGAUGCUCAACUUCAUGGAAUUCUGAAUGGCUACAAAGUAAUUUGGGAAAACUUGGAAGACUAUGAUAGUAUUUCAAAACCAGAGACAAAAAUAACUACAGCAUUGACUGUCGUUGUCCAUGGUCUUGAAAAAUUCACAAAUUAUAGCAUCCAGGUACUUGCCUUCACCAGAGUAGGUGAUGGAGUUAGUAGUCCCUCUCUUUUCUGUAUGACAGAAGAAGAUGGUCUGUAUUACUUCAUUACUAAUGCAAAUAAAAUGUUAGUUAACACUGUCAGUAAUUUAUUUUACAUAUUUCAUGUAGUGCCUGAAGCCCCUGCUGGGAUAAAAGCAGUUGUCAGUUCAUCAACAUCAAUUAUUGUAAGUUGGUUACCGCCCAAACAUUCUAAUGGAAUUAUCACAACAUAUAACCUUCAGGUUCGCCUACUUGAUAACUCAGGACAAGAGAUAAAGACUUUUCCUAAAAAUUUACCACCAGUCAGUAAUCAUUAUGAAAUUGAAAGUUUGAAUAAGCGUGGACGAUAUGAGUUCAGUGUUGCUGCUCUCACAAGAGUUGGUGAGGGACCAUUUACUCAACCCCUUGUGUUAUCUCCGUCAUCAGAAGUUCAAGCAGCCAUCUACUCAUUUGAUAGUGUAAUUGUAGUACCAAGAAAACAAAAUACUCAGCUUCCUUGUAAACAUGUGGGGAAGCCAGACCCAACUGUUAGUUGGAGGCAGAUGAGUCAACAGUUAAAAUUAUCAGCAAGGUUAAAAGUGCAAUCUGAUGGUUCCCUGCAAAUUGCAGACCUGCGUGAGGAAGAUAAUGGAAAUUAUACAUGCCAUGUGGAAAACACUUAUGGAUCAGAUCGCAUUAGUCACAAACUAAUUGUACAAGUACCUCCUUCUGCACCUCUUCUGCAUGCUACGGGUUCAACAAGCACAAGUUUAAAUGUACAAUGGAAGUUGGGAGAAGAUGGUGGAGCUCCUAUAACAGGUUUUGUUCUUCAUUAUAAACGAGAGUUUGGUGAAUGGGAAGAAGUAAAGGUUAACCGAAAACAAAGCAGUUACAUAAUCAACAAUUUAUGGUGUGGGACAUCUUACCAGCUGUAUGUUACAGCACAUAAUGCCAUUGGUAUGGGUCAUCCAAGUGAAUAUAUUAUUGCUACUACUGAUGGUGGAAAGCCAGGAACAGUCCCUGCUGAUAAAUUUCUUUAUGUAAAUUCAACUUCUGUCACAAUGUACUUGGAAAAUUGGGUUGAUGGAGGCUGCCCUAUUUCUUACUUUGAAGUUGAAUACAAACCAUCCAAUAGCAUUGAACUUCAGAAGAGUUUUGUGAUAAGAGGAUUGCAGCCUGACACUGAUUACCAGUUGAGAGUUAAAGCUAGAAAUAAUGCAGGGAUAACAAGUGCAGAGUAUGCUUUCCAUACCAUUAGCAACUUGGGAGGUACUGCAUCACCAACAUCCAAUAGAGUUGGUGGUACAGAUGAUGUCAGUCUUUAUUUAGACUUCAAACUUAUAAUACUUUUGGCUUUAUCAGCAUCUAUAUUAUUGUUAGCUGUGGUUGUUUAUUAUUGUUUUCAAAAACGACCUUUUGCGGGUGAGGUGGCUAGUUUACACGAAUCCCAAACUGCUGCUGCUCUUGAUAACAAACAAAACAUGGAACAACGAGAACAAUAUUAUGCCACUGUUCGAAAGCCAUUACGCUCUCCUGUUCAUGAAAUGGCUACAUUGGAACGCAUUCCAGAAUACUCGGAGGACAUCUACCCUUACGCCACAUUCCAGUUGAACGAAGCAGCCGGAGUAGAGACGAGAUGCACAUCAGCAGCUCCUGCACCAGCUUCAACUCAGCUUCAGACGUUUAUGUACCACGAUCCUCACCUAUCAACAGCAGAAACACUGCAGAUUCGCGAGUCUGAUUCGGACCCCUAUUCAAAAGUGCGUGCUCGGUCUCGACGAAAAUCCAAGUCAUUCAAGUCAGAGAGUGAAGAGUAUGACACUUUGGGCUCUGACAGUGACACUGAACAAGGGACAUCAAGUCGCACUGAAUCAUCGAAUCAUCUGGAUGACCCAGGCCCUGGCCACUGUAAAGACAGGUCAGCAUCACAACAGCUUAGCCGACAUCGCUCUCGGGUCCAGAUUCACCAACAGCCUGUCACCAGUUUUGAGUCCAGGUUUCUGAAUGCCCUGGCAUUUCAAAACUCUCUGGGACUUCAGGAUCAGGGUCCCAGACAACUUGACCACCAUCCUAAUCGGUCUGAGGAGCCCACUGGCCCGAUAAUGCGUCAGGCCAGUGCUCUCCUAUGGCCAGACAAACGGGAUCAUCGAAGACGUCCAGUCCUCGAUGGCAUCGUCCGCACAGGAGGAAACUUCAUCUAUCAUGGACCAGAGUCCAGCACAUCCACCGAGCCCUCGCCAAUCUUCGAGAAGAAGUCAUUCCCAAGGAGAGGCAGACCCAAGAUGCUACAGUUGGCGCAUUAUUCCCAUGAAACAGCAGAGCCCCAGUACCAGCACCGCUCCUUCUCUGGGUUCGGGCUUGGGUCUCAGCGCAGCUCAGCCUCACUAUCACGGGAUUCCCCUUUCCUUUUCCCCUCGAAGCUGGAACCACCUACAGGAUUCUCGGACUCAGUUGAGUUGAGUGAAGCUGAAUGUGAUUUGGAUGCCGCUCGUGGUGUUAAACCCUCCUCUCUCCAUCCUCAUAAAUUGGACACUCGGGACUUUACCAUUGCUAUAGUAAAUCUUAAUAACUCGAAGGAGAGAAUGAUUCAGUCGCCCUAUAUGUUCUCUCCAAUGUUGGCGUACUAGCAUACACGAUGCUGCAUCGGUGUCUCUCGGCCGCACCACCGAGAAGCGUUGGAGCAGAACCACAGAGCAUGGGAAAGGAAAGAUCCGCGAGUCACGGCUGUGGGUGCCGGCGGCCGCGUGGCACUCAGUGGCGGGGCUUCCGAGUGGCCUUGUGUGAAGACGGUAUUCAGCUAGCGGUGGUGCGAGUGUACUGACCCCCACAGCGGCACCACUGACCCGCUCGUGCGAAGUCCUCCUUUUUAACCAAUGCUUUGCCAACAAAAACGCUGAAUGGAAGCGCUCCCGAGUGGCACUAUGAAAGUGCCCUUAGUGCUGACCCCCUGAAACCUACCCACCAUCUUUCCAACGUCCUACACGUGUUUUUUUCGCUUUGCCCCCAUCAUUCCUCGCCCGGUCCACUCCCGCCAAAGAACGCGGCGAAGCGUCUGCCGUGGUCAGGCAAUGCGACCCUACUUCAAGGCCAAAUAGACGACUUCCCUCCGUCCGUGCAAUCAAACAAAAUGGGGAGGGAGGGAGGGAGGGACCCGCGCGAAGUGUAGUGGUGAGUAAAAUCACUGUAUGAGAACUCUCGUCUGCAGAUUCGUUUACUACACUACUUUCGGAAAAUGAAUGCCGAUAAUUUAAAUACGAAUACAUCAGAAUAUUUUUAUGAUUUAAUGACUAUGCCCUUCGAGAUUUACUAGUUGUUGUGAUUUUAUUAAAUAUAUUUUUGAAAAAUCCAAGAAUUAUUUCUUCCGGAGUCACUUCGAGAUAUUGAGGUUUGACUGUAUUACAAUUUUAAGAAUAUAAUAUUGGCACAACAAUAUCCAUUAUGUUGACUGAUGCUUAACAGAAGAUAUCCAUUUUUAUGAAAAGUACUUAACAUUUUGUACAUAAAAUGAAAAUUAAUAAAUAGUAACAUGAACAAGAAAUGUUGAACGAAUAUUCUUGGAACGAAUUCGUUCAAAUAAUUGUGUUAUAUGUCCAACUUAAGAACAUUUUUAUUGCAGACAAAAUAACAUGGAAACUAUGCUCUCUAGGGUCUCCAUUUAUGUAGACAUCAUGAUAAGUACAAUAAUGAUUAAAAAAACAUCAUAUUUUGUAGUGUAGUAUUUUCUUGUUCUGUUAUUGUCAGCUUACUUCUGUCAUUAUCUGCAAGUAAAAUUAUUUCUUGGUUUAUUGAACUUCUAUCCUUCAAAAGAU
Molecule: messenger RNA, 6318 nt
Organism: Gryllus bimaculatus (two-spotted cricket)
Lineage: Eukaryota; Metazoa; Arthropoda; Insecta; Orthoptera; Gryllidae
Source: the annotation of a GenBank genome assembly